AUGAGCACCUUGAGCAACAUCGACUCUGUCGCCAACGCUAAACAAGGCAGCUUCAAGCCCUCAAUCGCCCCCGACGGUCCACAAACUACUAAGGGUCAUAAGCCCGGUGUCAAGGUCAAUGAGGCCGACCAGCGUCCCGAAUACAACAUGGAGGCAUUUCCCCCAGGCACUGCGCCCGCCAGCAACUCCUACACUUCCAACGUUGAUGAUGUAGGCAGCCAAGCCAACAACCCAAAUGUCUUGCGCAGUCACGGUAAAGAGUCCACAUACACCUCUGCCGCAGACACUUUGCAAGGCGCCACGUCUGCCGACGUGAACACUGGUCUCGGUAAACCCCUUCAGGGACAGACUGGUGUUGAGCUAAGGCACGAUGGGGAGCAUGGCCGCAAAAAGCAAUCGGCCGGUCUGGAAGGCGUUGGUGCUUUCCGCGAGGACAAGGGCGUUGAGCGAGCAUUCCCGAGCCAGCGUGGCCUUGAGAAGGAGGAAGGUGCUUUGGCUGGUUCGCGUGGCAACAAGGCCGAUCGUUCGGUCCAGGAUGUCCAAGGCGAGACUGCCGAGACUCUGGAUAAGGAGUGGAAGUAUGAGCCAAAGACCAAGCGCAACCAGGCUGGUAAUGACGUAUAUUAA
This is a messenger RNA of Penicillium waksmanii, 627 nucleotides long. RefSeq lists its product as uncharacterized. The record is from RefSeq and is a predicted model, not a curated record. The coding region runs from base 1 to 627 and encodes 208 amino acids. NCBI's taxonomy places the organism in Eukaryota, Fungi, Ascomycota, Eurotiomycetes, Eurotiales, Aspergillaceae. The transcript has 2 exons.